Molecule: messenger RNA, 930 nt
Organism: Suillus clintonianus
Lineage: Eukaryota; Fungi; Basidiomycota; Agaricomycetes; Boletales; Suillaceae
Exons: 7
Coding region: 1-930 (309 amino acids)
Source: RefSeq, a predicted model, not a curated record
AUGGUAGUUGGGAUUUGGUACUUGAUACAUGGUAGUCGAGACUCAGGAGUUGGUACUCGAUCCAAGGGAGUCGGUAUUCAAUACAAGGGUGUCGAGACUCAAUACACGGGAGUCAGUACUCGAUCCAAGGGAGUCGGUAAUCCGGUACCCAAUACAAGGGAGUCGAGACUCAGUACAAGGGAGUUGGUCCUCAGUACAAGGGAGUCGGUACUUGAUCCAAGGGAGUUGGUACUCGGUACAAGGGAGUCGGUAAUCUGGUACACGAUACAAGGGAGUCAGUACUUGAUCCCAGGGAGUCGGUACUGGAUCCCCGGGAGUCGGUACUCAAUACAAGGAGUUGGUACUCGAUCCAAGGGAGUCAGUACUCCAGUACCUGAUACAAGGGAGUUGAGACUCAAUGCAUGGGAGUCAGUACUUGAUCCAAGGGAGUCAGUAAUCCGGUACCCGAUACAAGGGAGUCGGUACUUGAUCCCAGGGAGUCGGUACUGGAUCCCCGGGAGUUGGUACUCAAUACAAGGCGGAUCUGAAGAGCUUGGCUUCAGCUCGUGCGCUGCGCCCCUUACCCGAGCUAGAAACAAAGUCCGAGGGAGGAUGAUGAAUCCCGGUGGACUUCAAGGGGACAAGUCUGGUAGGCUUUCCCAAGGAAGAGUCAGGCCGAUGUUCAGGGGGGGCUUUAGUCCGGCGGACGUGGGGGACAGAAUAGACAGGUGUAAGGACAGAAAGACAGGAAGUCCGAGGGGACAGAAGGACAGUAUGUCCGAGAGGACAGGAAGUCCGAAAAGGUGGAAGCUAGAGAAACUAACAGAGGUAGACUACCCGAAGGUAGAGGCGGAGUAUAGCCCGAGGAAUCAAUCCCAGGACACAGAGGUUGGACAGGGAAGUGGCCCUGGGUCCAUGGAAAUGGAUCCGGGUCCGAGGAAACAGGAAUGA